AUGACUUCAGCUGGUUAUGACUCUAUCUGGAUAAUUGGGGAUCGAUUGACUAAGUCAGUGCACUUUCUAUCCGUGAAGACUACUUAUUCUAUGGCUAAGUAUGCAAGGGUGUAUCUGGAGAGAAUUGGUGUGAUGCGAUUGAGUAAGAAAGGCAAGUUGACCCAUCGUUAUAUGGGACCCCUUGAGAUUAUUGACAGAAUUGGAGAGGUAACAUAUAAGUUGGAUUUGCCACUAAAUUUCUCGCAUGUGCAUCCGGUAUUUCAUAUAUCCAUAUUGAGAAAGUAUAUUUCGGAUUCUUCGCACGUGUUGCAACCUCAGUAUGUGGAAGUGAGCGAAGACUUGACUUAUGAGGAGCAGCCAGUCAUGAUCAUGCAUAUUCAAGUUCGCCAACUUCACUCUAAGAUUAUACUGAUGGUUAAGGUGUUGUGGCAGAAUCAUUCUACCGAGGAACGUACUUGGGAGACCAAACAAGAGAUGAGAGAUUCCUACUCUCAUUUGUUUCAACCUUAA
Ricinus communis (castor bean) is the source of this 510-nucleotide messenger RNA. RefSeq lists its product as uncharacterized. Bases 1 to 510 code for a protein of 169 amino acids. The transcript has 2 exons. The record is from RefSeq and is a predicted model, not a curated record. Lineage: Eukaryota; Viridiplantae; Streptophyta; Magnoliopsida; Malpighiales; Euphorbiaceae.